Galendromus occidentalis (western predatory mite) is the source of this 1515-nucleotide messenger RNA. Its product is annotated as zinc finger protein 697-like. Lineage: Eukaryota; Metazoa; Arthropoda; Arachnida; Mesostigmata; Phytoseiidae. The transcript has 9 exons. The record is from RefSeq and is a predicted model, not a curated record. The coding region runs from base 1 to 1515 and encodes 504 amino acids.
AUGGCUUCACGAAGACUGAACUCUGGUGAAGAAGGCAAGGCGGCAGUUCAGAAGUUUGAAUCUGCCGCGGGGAGUUCAUCCUCAGAUGACUCUCCAUCCAGUGACUUCAGCAGCGACUGGAGUCUGCUUGGACAGAUAUCGGACGAGGGGUUCGGCGUCUCUCCAUCAGAGAUCAAAGAGCAGAUGUCUCGAGCCGAUCCUGAUGAGGAUCCCCUAGACUUGGUCUACGACCAGCUCUUCGGUAACUGCACGCCAGAAGAUAUUCGGCGUUUCCAAGAAGAAAUCACGGCGCUCGACCUCUCGACGAGGAGAUUAGCCCCCCUGGUCGAGUCUUCAUCCAACGGAGAGGAUGAAGCUGUUCCCGAGGAAUCUGGAGAUGCAGUUCGCACGUCGGAACGAACAUCCGCAUCGCCAUCGACUCAGAGCACUGCGAUGCCAGGGGAAGGAAUCGGAGGAGCGUCCCCGCACAAUAACGACCACCUCGCUCAGCGAUCCUCGGAGGUUCUCACCGCUCCGAGAGGAGUCGAAGAGGAGUUACUCGGUGUUCGGCCCGUAUCCGAGGACACCGAGACAGAUUCCUCGGAUGACGGAGAUACAGAGAAGAGCGAUUCCUCGGAGGACAACGAGGAAAGUGACCCCGAGGAAGACGAUGGCGUGGUGAACGAGGACGACGGCUGCCUGGACGAGGAACAUCAGUCCCUUGGCGAUCACGCCGACGAUCGCGAGGUUCACGGAGACUUCGACUCCAGCGGAGACGAAUAUCUCAGUUGCGAUGAGCAUCAGGGCGACGCCGGAGUCGACGCCUCCGAAGAGCCCUUCCAGCCAGAUCUCGGGAGCGCCACCCGCGGAGCACGAGCCCAGACAGGACCCCGGAAUUCCUUACCCGCUAGAGAGGGUCAUUAUCGCUGGGACUGCCCUGUGUGCCUAUGCGUCUUCGAGAGCGUGCUGGCAUGGUAUUCGCACCUCAAGCUCCAUGCCAGACGGACGCCGAACGUCUGCGCGAAGUGUCUCAUAAUCCUCCCGAGUGAGCUCGCAGUCCUGGAGCACUUGAAGACCCACCUAGCGGACAAAGUCUUCCCCUGUCAUCGCUGUCGCAUCACCUUCGAGAACAACUCACAGCUGAUCGCGCAUCGAGCGGAGCAUGCCUGCAUCGCUUCGCUGCCUCCGGGAGACCAAGGGAACGUUUCCAGUCUCAGCCAGAUACCGGCGUACGACUGUUCCUUUUGUCCGGCGAGAUUCGCCUCUUCCUUCGCUCUCGCGGCUCAUCGAGGCUUGCACGAGGGAUACCAGUACUUGCAAUGUACGACGUGCAAGUUCCUAUUCAUCAGCCUAGGAGCGUUUCUGGAACAUCGCCGUCUCCAUCUCGAGCUGGAAACUUUCCUCUGUGAUCGCUGUGACUGCCGAUUCCAAACGCAGACAGAGCUGCAUUUCCACUGGCAGUGUAACGAGGGGAUGCAAAAUUUGGCAGAGCUCAUGCAGAGUCAACACGAGCGUAGGCAGAGUCACUUUAGGUAA